Messenger RNA from Brassica oleracea var. oleracea, 792 nucleotides. Its product is annotated as glutathione S-transferase T3-like. The record is from RefSeq and is a predicted model, not a curated record. Lineage: Eukaryota; Viridiplantae; Streptophyta; Magnoliopsida; Brassicales; Brassicaceae. The transcript has a single exon. The coding region runs from base 1 to 792 and encodes 263 amino acids.
AUGGAUCCUUUAUCCCUAAACUCUCCCAGGUUUGUUAACCUAUUUGCUUCCCAGAGCAGUCAAACAAUAGACGUAGAGUCUUCCGAGGUUCCUAGGUUUAGUAGCCAGAGCUCUGAAGAUCCUAAACCAGUGGAAAGGAGAAAGUGUACACCAAAAGAAGACAUUGUUCUCAUCAAUGCUUGGUUGAACACCAGCAAGGAUCCCAUAGUGAGUAAUGAGCGGAAGGCAGGAGCGUUUUGGAAGAGAGUAGAGGAGUAUUUCAAUUCAAGCCCUCAGCUCAGUGGCUUAGCUCCUAGAGAGGCAAGUCAAUGUAAGCACAUGUGGGGAAGAGUGAAUGAGCAGGUGUGCAAGUUUGUGGGAAGCUAUGAAACCGCUUUUAAGGAGCAAGCUAGUGGCCAAAAUGAGAAUGAUGUCAUGAAGGCUGCCCAUGACAUCUUCUUAAAUGACUACCAGGUCAAGUUCAGCCUUGAACAUGCCUGGAGGGGGCUUAGGUUUGAUCAAAAAUGGAGAUCAAACUCUUUGUCCAGAGAUGGUGCAAAGGACAAAAGGAAGGAAGCUGCGGAGAUGGUGCCUGACUUGGAAGAGGUUAGGCCUACUGGUGUUAAGGCUUGCAAAGCAGCCAAGCACAAGAAGCAUGAGAAUGAAGCAGCUUUUGAUCAAUUACAGAGCAUGCUAGUUGUGAAAGAGAACAUAUCCAAACAGAAACUCCUUGAUCGUCUCUUUGCCCACAAAGAUACACUAUCUGAUAUAGAAGUGUCUCUGAAGAACAAACUCGUAUCUGAAAUGAUUUGA